Dendrobium catenatum is the source of this 2756-nucleotide messenger RNA. Its product is annotated as copper methylamine oxidase. Gene Ontology annotation, biological process: amine metabolic process. Bases 243 to 2567 code for a protein of 774 amino acids. The transcript has 13 exons. NCBI's taxonomy places the organism in Eukaryota, Viridiplantae, Streptophyta, Magnoliopsida, Asparagales, Orchidaceae. The record is from RefSeq and is a predicted model, not a curated record. Gene Ontology annotation, molecular function: quinone binding; primary methylamine oxidase activity; copper ion binding.
CUGCGAAAGGGGGGCGAGGAGAGAGGCCACGGGUUUUAGCACUUCCGCGCGAUUAUAAAUUCACGUGAAAGGCCCUCGGUCACGGCUGAAUCGGUGCGCUUCCCUUUCUUGGCGGCGGCGGCGGAGAGGGAGGCAGAAGAGGAGGGGGGAAAAGGGAAAGAAGGUAACGAGGUCUGCUGUAUGUCAGAUCGUAGUGACGAGGGAUAUUACGGCGGAUUCGGAGAGCUCGCAAACCCAUUGCAAUGGCCGCAGCUGAGGAAAAGACGACGCCCAGAUUCUCUAGCGCCGAAGCCGUUAGCGGGGGCGCCGGUGGGGGAAAGGGUGGCGGCGUUGGAGCGGCGGCUGGAUGGGCUGCAGAGGAUGCCGCUGGAGGCCACGGCGGUGCAAAGACUAUGAACGCCGGUGUUCUUAUCCGGCCUGUCGAUGAUUUACCGGAUCCACCGGCAAAGCCUUCUACCAAGGGCAUCCAGGUGAUGCCGAGGGCUCAGACAAGCCACCCUUUAGAUCCGUUAUCUGCUGCGGAAAUUUCAGUGGCUGUAGCAACAGUUAGAGCUGCCGGGAAGACCCCUGAGGUGCGAGAUAGCAUGCGAUUUGUUGAAGUAGUUCUUUUGGAACCAGAGAAAAGUGUUGUGGCCCUUGCCGAUGCCUACUAUUUCCCUCCAUUCCAACCAUCACUGCUCCCAAGGACAAAAGGUGGUCCUGUCAUACCCAGUAAGCUUCCGCCUAGGAGGGCUAGGCUUGUGGUCUACAACAAGAAGUCAAAUGAGACGAGUAUAUGGAUUGUUGAGCUGACAGAAGUACAUGCAGCAACUAGAGGUGGUCAUCACAGGGGAAAGGUCAUCACGUCAGAUGUAGUUCCAGAUGUCCAACCUCCUAUGGAUGCUAUGGAAUAUGCAGAAUGUGAAGCUACAGUAAAAGAUUUCCCGCCAUUCAGGGAAGCCAUGAGGAAGCGAGGCAUUGAGGACAUGGAUCUGGUUAUGGUUGAUGCAUGGUGCGUUGGUUACUAUGGCGAGGCAGAUGCCCCUAGCCGCAGAUUGGCUAAACCAUUGAUCUUUUGUAGAACUGAGAGUGACUGUCCCAUGGAGAAUGGUUAUGCUCGUCCUGUUGAAGGCAUCCAUGUUGUUGUUGAUAUUCAGAAUGUGGUGGUUAUUGAAUUUGAGGAUAGAAAGCUGGUACCUCUACCUCCUGCUGAUCCGUUGAGAAACUACACUUCAGGGGAAACACGAGGAGGUGUCGACCGAAGUGAUGUGAAGCCUCUGCACAUUCUUCAGCCUGAAGGUCCAAGUUUUCGUGUCAAUGGUCACUUUGUUGAGUGGCAGAAGUGGAACUUCCGAAUUGGUUUCACUCCUAGAGAGGGUUUGGUAAUCUAUUCUGUUGCAUAUAUUGAUGGUAGUCGUGGACGUAGGUCAAUAGCUCAUAGGUUGAGUUUUGUUGAAAUGGUUGUUCCGUACGGAGAUCCUAAUGAACCUCAUUACCGGAAGAAUGCAUUUGAUGCUGGUGAGGACGGGCUAGGAAAAAAUGCGCAUUCUCUAAAGAAGGGGUGCGACUGUUUGGGCUUCAUCAAAUACUUUGAUGCUCAUUUUACAAAUUACACUGGUAGCGUAGAAACUAUUGAACAAUGUGUAUGCUUGCAUGAAGAGGACCAUGGGAUUUUGUGGAAGCAUCAGGAUUGGAGAACUGGCCUUGCAGAAGUUAGACGUUCAAGAAGGCUUUCUGUGUCAUUUAUAUGUACAGUGGCUAACUAUGAAUAUGGUUUCUUCUGGUAUUUUUAUCAGGAUGGAAAGAUUGAAGCUGAGGUAAAGCUAACUGGAAUUCUAAGCUUGGGAGCACUGCUACCCGGUGAAUCAAGAAAAUAUGGUACUACAAUUGCUCCUGGCUUAUAUGCGCCAGUUCAUCAACAUUUCUUUGUUGCUCGUAUGGACAUGGCAAUUGAUUGCAAAUCUAAUGAAGCUUUUAAUCAGGUGGUGGAGGUGAAUCUUAAAGUUGAAGAACCGGGCAAAAAUAAUGUCCACAAUAAUGCAUUCUAUGCAGAAGAGACAGUUCUUAGGACAGAAUCGCAAGCUAUGCGUGAUUGUAAUCCUUCAUCAGCACGACACUGGAUAGUGAGGAACACAAGAACCGUCAAUCGAACGGGACAAUUUACAGGCUACAAACUCUUACCUGGUUCAAAUUGCCUGCCAUUAGCUGGCCCGGAGGCAAAAUUUCUAAGAAGAGCUGCCUUUUUGAAGCACAAUCUUUGGGUUACAUCAUAUAGCCGUGAUGAACUGUACCCUGGAGGAGAGUUUCCCAAUCAAAAUCCACGUGUAAAUGAGGGAUUGGCUACAUGGGUUAAGAAGAAUAGGUCACUUGAGGAAACGGAUAUCGUUCUCUGGUAUGUAUUUGGAAUUACACACGUUCCUAGGUUGGAGGACUGGCCCGUCAUGCCUGUUGAUCGCCUAGGGUUUAUGCUCAUGCCUCAUGGUUUCUUUAACUGCUCCCCAGCUGUGGAUGUGCCGCCUAGUGACAUUGAGCUCAAGGAGAACCCAAUCUCAAAGCCAAUUCAGAAUGUUUUGCUCAGUAAGUUGUGAAGAAAUGCAAGAGCGAGUGAGAAUCUAAACAAUCUGUGACUGAAAAAAUGUGUAUUGUAAUGAAUAAUAUUGUGCUAGGAUGCUUUAACUACCAACAAACUUCCUUUGAAACUUUUCACUAUUAUUUGAAAUUUUGAAGGCCAGCAGUUUGAAGGAAAUGAAAUAAAUUUGUCAGCCAUUUAGCGAGCA